Seminavis robusta is the source of this 840-nucleotide messenger RNA. The record is from the annotation of a GenBank genome assembly. Lineage: Eukaryota; Bacillariophyta; Bacillariophyceae; Naviculales; Naviculaceae.
AUGUCUCCUCCGCCCAUGUCUCCAGCUUCGCCCAAAUUUGGAUUCUUCACUCAAGAAUCGCCGCAGGUUCUCCCGCCAACAUCGCCACUGAAGGGAAGAGGAAAGCCGAAGGACGAUCGCAACUAUGAGACUCCUCAAAAAGAGAACAUCGAACCUCAAAAAAAGACUUCAAAAAGGCCUCCACUUACCCCCGCAGGUGCCCCCGCUCCAAAGUUGUCUCAUGUGCAAGUUCCCUCAAUCGAGAAGCAGAUCAACCAGCAACUCGCCGAUAGCAUGCGCCAGGAGGAUGCGAGCGGUAGAUAUUCAGGUGGGCACAUGAACUACGGUGAGUCUCCAUUCAUGUUUAUGUUGGCAGACGUAUUCAUAACCAGCCGAACGAAAACUCACCGGCUUGCAUGGUGCGACCGUGGGGGGAAAUCAGGAUCGCCGGAUUCUCAAGCAACCCAACCAUUCCCUUCGGAGGAUGAAGAAGAAGAAGUAGUAGACGAAGGGACGCUGAAGCAGUGGUUGAUCGAAGAAUCAGAAAGCAACGCCAGGAUUCUCAAAAAACUGGGAACUCCCACUCCCAAAAAGAAGAAGCAACCAGAGAAUGGAGGAGGGAAGAAGUUGAAACUUCCCAAAGGCGGGAAAGCCAAAGUUGACAACAUAGUGAAGAAAAUCCGAGAGGCAGUGACCACACAGUUCGCCACAAACCCAAGGCUGAUGGAAAUGUCUGCAGACGAAAUCGCUAACAGAUUGGCGGCCGUUGCGAUGGAGGUAUCUACGGAGGCAGCGGCUAGGCCAUCAGCGGUCAACCAUGCCAGGAGCAUCGCCAAGAAGAAGAAUCCACAAGAUAUUUAG